Molecule: messenger RNA, 1774 nt
Organism: Durotheca rogersii
Lineage: Eukaryota; Fungi; Ascomycota; Sordariomycetes; Xylariales; Xylariaceae
Product: FAD/NAD(P)-binding domain-containing protein
Exons: 3
Coding region: 419-1774 (451 amino acids)
Cellular component (GO): cytoplasm
Molecular function (GO): electron-transferring-flavoprotein dehydrogenase activity; flavin adenine dinucleotide binding
Source: RefSeq, a predicted model, not a curated record
AGAGCAUGACUGCUCGGAGCUGAGACGCUCCUAAGGCGCACUUAUACACACACACUGGUUGGCAUCCGCCGCCUUUUCUUACCUGUCAUGCCCCCGUAAGCGCUCCUCCCUCCUCUGUUUUUCAUUCUCCUACCCUCUUUUUCUCCCUCCCUCCCCUCUUCCUCUCCCUCUCCCUCUUUGCCCCGCCGCCACCUAUCCGAAACGCCAAGGAGUUCUUCCUCGGGGACUACACGCUUCUAAGGACUUGUCAGCAGCGGCGGGAGUGAUAUUCGGCACGUUGAUAUCCUUGAGAUAGGAGCUACCUAUCCCGUGGCCGCGUCUUCGGCGGCGCGCACCCCUUGAAGAUAGGUAUUCAUCACACACAUUCACCUCAUCAGACACGCCGUACAGACGAGAAACGCUGCCCAGAGACCUCGCCAUGUUCGACAAAGCCAUCCUUGUAUUGAGGGGCGUCGGCCAGAUCGCGGCCUUCCUCUCCGCCAUGCUCUCGCGCUCGAUCUCCUUCCGGCUGAAGCUUCUCCGCCACUCCCUCACCUCCUCGACCGCCCCGCCCGCCGGCGAGCCCCUCAACAUCGUCAUCAUCGGCGCCUCCAUCGCCGGGUACCACGCCGCCAGCACCAUCGCGGCCAACCUGCCGCCCUGGCUGGGGUACCGCGUCGUCGUCGUCGAGCCGCGCGACCACUUCCACUUCACCUGGGUGCUGCCGCGCUUCUGCGUCGUCGAGGGCCACGAGCACAAGGCCUUCAUCCCGUACGCGGGGCACCUGCCGGCCGGGUCGCUCGACGACGGCCCCGGCGGCGCCCCGAGCAAGGUGGCCUGGGUGCGCGACCGGGUCGCCAGCAUCUCGCCGACGGCGGUGCGCCUCGCGGCCGGCGGCGCCGACAUCCCGUACGCGUUCCUGGUCGUGGCGACGGGCGCCGGCGCCGGCGACGCGCUCCCGAACCGCGUGCCGGCCGACGGCAAGGCCGAGGGCCUCGAGCUGCUGCGCCGCAUGCAGGCGCGCAUCCGCGACGCGGCCGACCUCGUCGUCGUCGGCGGCGGCGCCGCCGGCGUCGAGCUCGCCACCGACGCCAAGUCCAAGUACCCCGACAAGCGCGUCACCCUGGUCCACUCGCGCGACGCCGUCAUGCACCGCUUCGGCCCGCGCCUGCAGGCCGCCGCCCGCGACGGCAUCGACGCCCUCGGCGUGCGCCUCGUCACCGGCGACCGCGUCGUCUCCGAGGACAAGGACAGGCGCGUCGCCGUGCUGAAGAGCGGCCGGGAGAUCCCGUGCGACUGCCUGAUCAACUGCACCGGCCAGCGCCCCGACGCGCGGCUCGUGGCGGCGCUGAGCCCGGCCUCGGUGUCGGCGACGACGGGCCACGUGCUCGUGCGGCCGACGAUGCAGGUGCGCGACCCGGCGCUGCCGAACGUCUACGCGUGCGGCGACGUGUGCGCGCCCGACCCGGAGGAGGAUAGCACCGCCGUCGUCGCGCAGCCCAACUCGCGCUCCGCCAUGCGCCAGGCCAUGGUCGCCGCGUUCAACGUGCUCGACGCCGCCGAGGGCCGCGCCCCGUCCAACGUGUACCGCCCGAACUGGUUCGACGGCGUGAUCAAGCUCACGCUGGGGUUGGACAAGUCGGUGUCGAGCGUGGGUGACGGCAAGACUGAGCUGCUCUUCCGGGCGAAGGACAAAGACGUGGCUCUCAUGGUGGACGGCGUGUGGAAGCGUCUCGGCGCGACGCCCUUCGAAGACGACGACACGUUCCUGAGCAAGGUCAAGACUAAGAUCUGA